CUAACUGAAGUUUGAUACCAAAGUAAUAGAACAGAAGAAGACGAAGACGACGAAGAAGAAGAAGCACCAAAAGCAACAUCAGCAUCAGCGGUUAUGGUACCAGGUUGGUAACCUGAGCCCCGGUGCGUCUUUCCGCAAGAAGAGCCACGCUGUGCAUACAGAGUAAUUUGCAUCUUGCGUGCACCCUUCAUUUGGAGCCCAUUUCUACAUUGUCACCAGCGACACCAGAGAGACUUUAUUCACAUUUGGAACUUCAACAGAUGAUACAGCAACACUUUGAUGAGACAUUCAGGUUAAAAUGGUUUUGGGUAUCUUUCCAUCCUUGUGGCGAAACAGUUGAAGUACCGUGGUCACAGCCACAACUGGACUGCUGAGUUAUCUCGGCAACAGAUCCACCCAAAUCUUCUCCAUUAAAAGGACUUGCAAACGGCAAAACUGUUAUACCACAACAAUAUCUGCCUGCUGUGAUGUAUCACCACCAGUCCCAGUCACAAGACGCCACGUCUUUUCCCAAUUCACCAAGGCCCGUUCAUAAUCAGCAAACAAAUCAACAACAUAAUUCCUCUGCCUCUAACAUGCGUUCUGGCUUCCCAUUUCCUCGCCAUACGCAACUUCCUGAUGAGCUAGAAUCCGCUCUGGCUGUUCGAGGAAGCAGGGACACGGACCACCGCCUAACUUACCACACAAAUCAGCCAAACCAACAUCAGGGCAAAGGCCCGGUGUCGGCAGUCGCUCAACAAGGAGGCUACAGUUCCAGCCCAUUACCACUCACCUCUGAUAAUCAGGCUGGUCAGCAAAGGGCAGACUGGUCAAGCUUCCAACCUGCAAAUAAACUGUUCACCAAACCUCCAUCUGGUGUUGGUCAUCACUCUCAACUCCAAGGCCACCACCAGCAAUCUCAGACAAACCAAACGGGAACAACCAUUCCAAGUUGGGCAUCAAGCAACUCUUCUCAAGCCCAGCAAGCACAUAGUGUUGGUGCACACGGCCAGAGUUUGUAUACACCUGAAAAUGCGGGAAGUAUCUUGGCAAGCUUUGGACUAUCAAAUGAGGACCUCGAAGUGCUGAGUCAUUACCCGGAUGAUCAGCUAACCCCAGACACUUUACCGUUUAUACUCCGUGACAUACAGAUCAACAAGUCGGACAACCAAAAUACUGUGACACACAACAUUCGUGACAAGCUGCUUCCCCAGACAAACAAUUCUCAGCUGAGCGGGUCAUGCGCCCCUGAAGUACCCAGCCUUCUGACGGUUACAAAGCAAGCAGGGCAAGUCAUUGACUAUGGUCAUGCCAGCCGGGCAAAGGAAAGUACUACGACAAAGACUUUUAAAAGAGAGAAGCUUUCAAGUGAUAGGAAAGUUGAAUUGUACCCAUCAUCGUCGUCAUCAUCAUCCUCCUCCUCUGCAUCUGCUCCAAAAGUGGAAAAAGCUGAAAAACGUCAGGUACGUUUGGUGCAAUUGGAAUCCAGCAAACACGGAGACCGGGACUAUCGCAGGCCAAGCGGCCACCAUCACAAGAGGAGUCAGUCACCGAGUAGUGAAGGUCCACCAUCUAAAUCUCGUCUUGUCGACAAAGACUACAGGCACAAUGAAUCAAAGCCAAGGUCGUCCGCAGAAUCAAGGAGAGAGCUGUCCUCAAGACACUCUAGCUCGUCAUCAUCUGGCACGGCGGCACACAUUACGAGCAAGAAGUUGCCAACCUCCGACUUGAUAAGCGAUUUCUCUGGCACGCGUCCUAAAGUGUUUCCUCAUUCCUGCACCCUGUGCCACAUUGCGUGUGAUCAAGAAAAGGACUGGGUUGACCAUAUUAACACUGUUAACCACACAGCCGCCUGCAGGGACCUGCGGAACAAGUAUCCUGAAUGGAAGCCGGAUCGGAAAAGCCCUCCCCACAGCAAAAGCAGAUCUGACCCUCCUUCCUACAGGCCGUAUGGCAGGUCUUAUUCGCCCUAUGACCAUUACCGUCACUUUGCAGGAGGUUCACCACAUCAUUUGAAGCGGCCUUAUGGUGAUCUAAAACGAUCUUAUGACACCAGCUGGAAGACAUCUUAUCCCAAGGCUGAUCACAACUCCAGACAUGGACCAUCCCACUCUAUUAAAGCUGAGAAGAAGUCAACAAAGUCUGGAAUUAAAACCAGUAAGCCUGCAAGUACCAAGGCUGAUGAGGCAUCCACCAAGUCCUCACCAGCCAAGAAGAAAAACGCGUCAACACCAGCAUCAUCAGACUCUUCCGUAGCAGAACGCCUGGUUUACCUGACUGGGAUUCCAAAGCAAGCCACAGAGCAGGAAGUUACCAAAUUAGUGGCGUCCUAUGGCAAGAUCAACAAUGUGAUCCUCAUGCCAUGCACUGAAGAAGAGAGUGAAAAGGGUGACGGAUUAAAGGCAUCUGUGUGCAUGGUGAAGGCUGCCGAUGCUAAGGCUUUGGCAAAGUCUGCAGACAUCAAAAUCGGAGAUCAGCUUAUCACUGCUACACUUGCCAAGAAAUCUGAACCAGUGCAGUCUUCUGUCUGUGGUAACAGCAAGCCUACUUCGAGUCCAGACAAGGGGGCUGACAGAAAAGACUUGGAGAGUGACGCUGACCUGAACACUUCAGAAAAGAAGGGCUUAGUGCUUAUCACAGGACUUCCUGAUGGUGACUGCUCCGAAAAUGACAUCAUCAAGCUGAUCCAGCCAUUUGGGAAUCCAACUGACAUUAUCUUGGUGUCGUCAGUCAGAAAGGUUCUCGUGUCUGUGCCGAAUGUGGAAACUGCUCAAGAGGUGGUGAAAAUUCACACUGCAACGCCUGCAAAAAUGAAAGAUUGUGAGCUCAAGAUGAUUACUAUCGAACAGCAUGUUGGCAUCGACACACCAGUGGCACUCUACAAUCUACUGAUGCAGUCGGUGGACCCGUUGGAGACUUCAGUUCCAGUUGGGUGGAGCAGCCUCUUGGUGAUCAGCAACGUUCCAAACACACAGUUUGCCUUCUCGGACGUCAGGCAACUUGUUGCACGUUUUGGCACCGUUGUCAAAAGUCUGGAAGUCAACAAUAUGGUUAUUUGUGAGAUGGCAACUGCAGCCAUGGCCAUGUCUGUCUACAAGCGUUUCCAGAGGUUCCCCUGCAUUAUCCAAGAAAACCCUUUGUUGUUUUCCCGCAAGCCUGACCCCAAAGUGAGCACACAGACUCAAGUCUGUUCUCCAAACCUACAUUCAACUGAGGAAAUUCUUGCAAAUGAUGACGGCAAAACGGGUGCAGUUCACCAAGAGGAGAAGGCAAAUGAAGACACUUCUUCUUUGAAAAAGCUAGAACAAGGGCCAGAGGUCAUAAAUGACCCUGAGAAGGUGGACAGCAAAGAGGAAAUCGUGGCAAAAAACGGAAGCAACAUUGUCACAAAUUCAAACAAAGUCCCUGAUUCCGCACAAGAACAAUCAAAGAUUGAAAUAUCAGCUAUUGACGCAGACAUAAAGGACGACGAGGAGAUGCCAGAUGUUGAAGCAGAUAAGAAGACCAACGAGAUGCCGGCUAAUGAAGCAGAAAAGAAGACCGACAAGGAGAUGCCGACAAUUGAAGCAAACCAGACCACUGAGGAGGAGAUGCCGGCUAUUGAAGUAGACAUGAAGCCGACUGAGGAAGUGCCGGCUAUUGAAACAAGCAUUAAGACUGACGGGGCGGGGUCAGCUAUUGAAGCAAAUAUGAAGACCCACGAAGAGACAUUGGUUAUUGAAACAGACAUGAAGACCAGCGAGGAGAUGCUGGUCAUUGAAACAGACAUGAAGACCAGCGAGGAGAUGCUGGUCAUUGAAACAGACAUGAAGACCAGCGAGGAGAUGCUGGUUAUUGAAGCAGACAUGAAGCCCGACAUGAAGGAGAUAUCAGCUGUUGACGCAGGCGUGGCGCCUGACGAGGUGACAUCAACUCCACCAACAACAUUAAAUGCUGCUGAGUCAGAAGAAGACACUAAGGACAUGAUCAUUUCAGGGUUUACUGAGGAUUCUCGAGAGGUGAGCGAUGCUGCAGAAAGAACUGGUGGCCAUCCGGAUAAAGUGGCAUCUGAUGCAGAUGGAGACCUGGAGACGAAAAGGGAAAAGGCAGUUGAUGAAACCAAGGAGCCAGAGAGGAGCCACACAGAGGCAGCUUUAAAGACGCAGGAGAGGGAGAGAAUUGAAAGAGAGGCCAGAAAGGAGAAGGACGCAAGGGAGAGAGACAGGAGAGAUAAGGAGAGGAGGCUCCGGGAGAAGGAGCACAGGGCCAAAUGGGAUCGGGAGCAGGAGGAAAGAACCACGAGAGACAGGAAGGAAAGAGAAAGGAGGGACAGGAGGAGGGAACAUGGUGAUGGCUUCUUAGGAAGGAGAUCGUCUUGGAGGUCUGAGCCAUAUAAAACCACCUCCACGGAUGAGCCAGCAGCCUCAAACAAACCAGAUGCUGAGAUACCAGAAAUGGGUAUGGAUGAGGACUUUGAUUCAUUCCCGUUCAACAUGAGCGACUUUGUGACUGUGGAUGAAGUAGGAGAUGUAGCCGACUUCCCCCACUCUCCUCCUCUUUCUGCUCCAGAGGAAACCACAGAGCAAGAACAGGAUUCCCCCACAUGUGUCUCACAGUGCACCCCUGAGGACACCGCCUCGGAAAUCAGCAAAGGAACGUCAUCUUCUCAGCCUGUGAAGUCUGAUGAUCCCGUAACCAGUAGUCAGGAUGAGCUCUUGAAGCCUGAUUAUCCAAUAGCAGAUAGUCGGCAUCAACCCGUGACGUCUAAUGAUCCCAUGCCAGAGUGUGAAGAUCCACUUACAUCCUUAGCCCAGACCUCGGAUGCUCCAUCGCCAGCCGUGAUGGGCAUGCUGAGCUGCAAAACUGCAGAAGCUCCAGCAGAAUCCUUACCCUUGGACCAAAACCUUGUCCCAACCUGUCCUCCAGGAGAGUGUGACACAGGUGGUCCAUCUACGGAGACCAGUACGAGUGCAGGAAGUAGAGCCUCAGAAGAAAAGGAAGAUAAAACGGCAAGUGUGGAUAAUAGCCCCGGAAAGGAGACUGGGAGCAUAGCGUUGGAUAAAGAAGAGGAAAAGAUGGAAACCACGGAGGACAAACAGACAACCCUUCCAGCUGGAAGCUUUGGGAUGUCUGAGAACCAAUCAAUCACUGACGAUGGGAGUGAGAAGAAGCAAGUAACGAAAGAAACUCCAACACCUCCAGACAACACUCUCAGUUUUGACCCCAGCAACCCAGUUGGGAUGGAGUUCUUGGUCCCCAAGACGGGCUUCUUCUGUAAGGUGUGUAACCGUUUCUUCAGUGGCAACCAUGAUGCUCAGAUCCUCCACUGCAAAACACUCAAGCACUUUGACAACCUGCAGAAAUACUACAAGGAAAGAGCGAACACGACUGUCAAACCACUUUAGCUACUUUGGAUGAACAUCCACAUUCUCUUCCUCUGGAUUCUCGAUUCUUCAAAUGGCUGCAGUAAGUGAAGACAAACAUCAUGGCUGUACUACUUCUGGUACUAGUACUAGUACUGGUACUAGUACCGCUAUGUUUUCAAGAAAACUCUGAAUAUGUUGAGUACCACCGUUGAAGCGCUCUUCUCCACAUGUGUACGUGUUUGUCAGAGAUACUGUAUGAGCUGACUAACGAUGCGUCAUCAAACAGACGUCACAUGUCAGCAACCCUUCACCUCAUGAAGACCAUCCUACCAUCCAUACUGUUAGUUUACUUUUAGUCCUGACUGCUUGAUUUCUCUUAUUGGCCUCAUUCUCUUCAAACACACACGCAUAUUUGGCUUAUUUGUGGAUGGAUAGUGAUGAAAGAUGGCUGAUUGGUUUACUGUACCUUGUACCACAGUGUACCUUGCAUUAAAGAGCUUCUACAACACUUGUCAUUGUCAUUUCCUCAAUAGCGGUAUUUUGUCAUAAAAAUAUACUAUUCUUUAUAAGGUUUACAGUAGCCACGUAUACAUGGACCCAAAUAUUCCAAUUGCAUUCGGUUUAUUUGCUCAAACAUUUGUAUACACCUCAUUACAACUUUUAUUCUCGUAAAUGUAUGACUUUAUUUUCAUAAAUGUCCAACUUUUUUGCUCAUUUGUGCCUAUUUAAAAUUUUGAUAUUUUUUUCUC
Molecule: messenger RNA, 6073 nt
Organism: Doryrhamphus excisus (bluestripe pipefish)
Lineage: Eukaryota; Metazoa; Chordata; Actinopteri; Syngnathiformes; Syngnathidae
Source: RefSeq, a predicted model, not a curated record